Polyodon spathula (Mississippi paddlefish) is the source of this 5827-nucleotide messenger RNA. RefSeq names its product adenylate cyclase type 2-like. The transcript is spliced from 27 exons. Gene Ontology annotation, biological process: adenylate cyclase-inhibiting G protein-coupled receptor signaling pathway; adenylate cyclase-activating G protein-coupled receptor signaling pathway; cAMP biosynthetic process. NCBI's taxonomy places the organism in Eukaryota, Metazoa, Chordata, Actinopteri, Acipenseriformes, Polyodontidae. Gene Ontology annotation, molecular function: adenylate cyclase activity. Bases 2346 to 5510 code for a protein of 1054 amino acids. Gene Ontology annotation, cellular component: plasma membrane. The record is from RefSeq and is a predicted model, not a curated record.
GUGAACCUAUCGUGUUGGUGUUGUCAGGGAAAAACAGAUUUAACACAUAAAAUGUUGAGGCACCACAUCGCUUGUGGGGCGUCUUGCUAUUGCUAAAAUGACUUAGUCCUCCCCUUUUAAUUAUUUCCCCCCAACUAAUGUACUAAUUGAACGGAAUGCCAAAAGCAACAAUAGGGUCUCUGUUCCACCUUCAAAAGGGAAGAAAAUGACUCGUAUUGUACAACACAGCCCGGGCUACUGCAACUUAAGACAGCAUAUUAAAACUGCAGCGUCCUCUGAGCAACGUCGACGUGGUUGCUCGACUAGUUUGACUUUUUUUUUUGUUUUGUUUGUUUUGUUUCGUUUACAAUAACUUCUCUGAAUCAUUCCGGGAGAAACAUCUCUUUCCGUGUCACUUUUUUUUUUUUUAAAUGUAUUUGACUAUUUGGAAAUUGGAACAAACUACUGUUGAAGGAUAGGAAUUUAAACAUCGGAAAGAUGACAGCGAAUGUCUUCUGGUUGUAAACUUUUCGACAGCCUUCGAUCCAGAGUGAUAUUUGUUGUUGAAGAAGAAAUCCCCAAAAAAUAUAUAGUUUGCAAUUUGUACGCUGGUUUGUGUGUAGCUAUUUACUUGCAUUAUUUAUUUACUGAAAAACGACUUAUUUUAACUGAAAGGAGACUUUUUCUAUGUAACAAAUAAGGCCUACCUGUGUUUUUUUAUCUUGCGAGUGAAAGUGGCAUACUUCUUCAAGUUAUUACCCAUUCAGUACCGGUAUAUUUUAUUUUAUUCGUAAAAAGCUAUUUUCUUGCAGUUGAGAACGUUUUCAAGAUAAACGACUAACAAAUAACACGACAUACAGAGGACUGACACGCUGUGCAGCUUUACCUGUUUUACAAAGAAGUCACGGGACCUCAACCUUUUUUUUUUUGGACUGGUAAAAAAAAAAAAGAAGACGACUUUUAUAUAAUUCUUCAUUGUUAUUUGUAGUGAUGCUAGGCAGCUUUCUUUGAAGCUUUCACUAACCUGACUCAAUAUCUGGUUCGGGAGAACUGUGAUAACAGACGAUAUACCAAGCAAUAAGCUAUCCAAAAUUGGGCUUGCUUAGUACUUGGAUGGGAGACCAGUCGCAACACCAGGUGCUGUUUGACAUGAGAUACAGUCUGCCUACUGGACAUUAAGUUAUCAAGCAUCGUACAGCAUGUGCCACAACACACAUAGACUUUCAUUUCAGAGGAAGACAACAAUGUAGGACCAGAAAAACCACCUCUAGUGAAACUGAAACUGUAGAUUUUUGGUUCAUACUCUACGAUGUCUAUUUUAAUUUCCUGUUUGGCAACACUGUGUGGUGUUUAAAAUAAUCCCCAGGGAAACUGGUCAAUUAUUUUUUGCAGAUUGAAAAAUCUUUGCAGAAACCGCCUUUGCUUUAAACAACCGGGUAUUACAAAUUUGGAGGAAAAUCGGAAUUAUUAUUUAUUGGAUUUAAAAACAAAGAAACGCAACAGAAGUUGAAAACGUGAACUUUUGUGAUGUGGAAAAACUGCUUUCCAUGCCGCAGCUCGGAAGAUUUGGUUCCUCGUAUUAAAAAAAUCACAAAAUCAUCUUAAAAAAAUAUUUUAGAUUUUUUGCAGUGGAAAAAAAUCUUUACAACAACUAUGCAUCACUGAAAAAUGCCCCUACAUUCCCAACGUGGUUCCUAGGAUACAAAACAAGGCUUAAAACUGCCACCCUCCCCUUUCAACUCAAGCUAAAAUGUAUUGUUUCCUGCAACAUUCUUCCCCAUCCAAUUAAAUUCAGGGUUACUUGGUUACUAAACUACAAACAGUCAUCCAACAGUUUAACGCUAAGAACUGUCCCCCCAGAAACCAAACGUGGGAUAUCUUGGUUCCUCAAACUUAGAAGACAACCAAGUUGUGCCAUGUUAAAAUUGCCACCCUGAAACUGAACCUGGACCAGUGCAGAGCGUGACAAUAAAAACAUCUCUCUACAACUGAAGACACAGUAUUUGGUUCCUAGUAUAUAACACCCCACUUCACUUGCAACACUAAAACUACCUUCCUGAAUCCAAACCUGGAAUAUUUUGGUUCCUAAUUUACAAACUGACUUUGAUUACCAACUUUAAAAACUGUCCAACCGAAACUAAACUCCAAGACACUCCUACUUUACAAACUGUCCAGUUGCACAACCUCAAAAGCCAUCCCCACUGGAACUAAACCAGAAAAGAUUGAUUCCUACUUUCAAACUAACUGAUAGAUGCGCAACCGUAAAAAAACAUCCCUACCGGAAACGAAAACCCAGAACAUUCAGUCCCUGCUUUCCCCUGAAAGCAGCCCCCUGUUCAUGUGAAGCUGGAUCGCUAGUGUGAGGGAUGUCAGUGGAGCAAACGCGCAGCAUGGUCCUGGAGCCCAGUGCAGCGGGCGCCGCUCCCGUGACGAGGAGGAGAGAGGAGGCGAUGUGUCAGGCCUACUAUAGACUGAUCCAGCAGCAGCCAGCCAGCCUGCUCACACUGCUCAUCAUCCUGGGCUUCAGCCUGACCCUCGUGGCUGUAUUCUUCAUUUCUCAACGGCCUGUCUCUGAUCACCUUGGCUUCGUGAUCACUGUGUUCGUUGUACUGGGAGUGUUCAUCUUGCUGUUCUUGCUGGUGUGUGUGGAGCCCCUGUUCGAGCGCUGCCAUGGUCUCUUUUCUGUGCUGGUGUGGGGCUGCCUCAUCACCAUGGCCUUCGUGUUUGCAUUUACAGGGGGGGGAGUACAGGCCUGGGAGCAGGUGGCGUUCUUCCUCUUCAUCACAAUCAUCGUGUACACACUGUUGCCCCUGUGUCUGAUGUUUGCUCUGAUUGGAGGGGUCGUAACAUCACUGGCACACAUUGUUGUAUUUAGUAUAUAUGUGCCAGUGACCAAUCACAGCGAAGAUCACCUGGAACUGCAGCUUCUCCCCAAUGCGGUGGUGUUUAUCUGUGCUAACCUGGUGGGCGUGUACCACAAGACCCUCACUGAGCGCGCUCUGCAGAACACCUGCAGGGAUGGCCUCAACUUCAGCCAAUCACGAGGCAAGCUGGUGAGCGAGAAGAAACAGCAGGAGCACUUGCUGCUGUCGGUACUUCCAGCCUACAUCGCUUUAGAGAUGAAAGCUGAGAUCAUCAAGCGACUGAAAGACAAACAGCCUGACCUGGAAUACAGCAACAACUUCCACAACCUGUAUGUGAAGCAGCACAAGCAUGUCAGUAUCCUGUAUGCAGACAUCGUUGGCUUCACACAGUUGGCCAGCAUGUGCUCUCCUAAAGAACUGGUGCUGAUGUUGAAUGAACUCUUUGGAAAAUUCGACCAAAUUGCCAAGGAGAAUGAAUGCCUGCGGAUUAAGAUCCUGGGCGACUGUUACUACUGUGUGUCUGGCCUGCCUGUGUCUCUUCCCAGCCACGCUACAAACUGUGUCAAGAUGGGCCUGGAUAUGUGCCAUUCAAUCAAUCAGCUGCGUGAAGCCACGGGUGUCAGUAUCAACAUGCGUGUGGGCGUGCAUUCCGGUAACGUUCUCUGUGGCGUGAUCGGGUUGCAGAAGUGGCAGUAUGACGUCUGGUCCAAAGAUGUGACGCUAGCCAAUCACAUGGAGUCUGGAGGGCUGCCUGGGCGUGUUCAUAUCACAGAAGCCACAUAUUCUCACCUGAACGGGGAGUAUGAAGUGGAGGAGGGAGAGGGGGAGACAAGAGACAGCUAUCUGACUGGGCUGAAGACCUACCUGGUCAUUGACCCACGGGUCUCUGCUCCGGUCAGCAGUGAUGUCCUCUCUCCCCCUCCUCCUGAGGGGGUGAAACAGCGUGCCUCAGUCCGAAUGGCCCGAUACCUUGAGUCCUGGGGGGCAGUCAAGCCCUUUGCUCACCUGAGCCACCGAGAGAGCGCGGAGCUGGCCACGCCACCAGACAUCACCGCGGUGGAAAUUCCCAUGAACAACUUAAACCAACACAGGACUAUAGACAGAGCGAGAUCACAAAAACCAGAAGAGAUGAAUGAACCCAUUGAAAGUGUCCAUUCCUACAAGCACUGGGUGAAGUCUGGCGAGAUGAACCCCGUCACUCUCUAUUUUAAGGACUGGUCCAUGGAAAAGGAGUUUCGCUGGGCCCCUCUCCCUGAUUUCCAACUUUACAUGGCCUGCUCCUUCCUCAUCUUCAUUGCGGUCUUCAUAAUCCAGAUGUUCAUCUCCUACAAGAACACUGCUCUGGGAAUCUCGUAUGGAGUCUCCUUCUUCAUCUUCCUGCUCCUCCUCUUCACCUGCUUCGCUGGACACCUAACAAGAUGGACACAGAAAGGUCCCAAAUUUGUCCAGUGGAUUCCUUCCAUCUCUGCAGCUGUAAUCAAGCAGCCUCUCGUCCGAGUUCCUGUCCAAGUUAUUACGAUCUUACUGAUCCUAAUCAUGGCUUUAUUCAACUUUUUUUUUCUGCCAGAGCCUGUUUCAACAAACACAAACCAUCUGUACACUGUGCCAUAUUAUCUCUACUGCAGUCUGCUCAGUAUGCUGAGCUGCUUCAUCUUCCUGCGCAUGAACUUUGAACUCAAGCUGGCCCUGCUGACCCUUGCCCUGGUGGUCUAUGAGGUCAUCUUCCUGUACAGCUAUGACUAUCGAUCAGACCACUACGUGUCCAAGCUGUAUACAAACUCCAGCAGGCCAGGGGUGUUGAAAGAGCCCAAAGUCAUGGCUGGAAUCUGGCUCUUUGUGUUUUUCUUCACAGUCCUGGUUCUCGCCAGACAGGAUGAGUUUUACUCCCGGCUGGACUUCCUGUGGAAGAGGAAGUUUGUUCAGGAGCGCGAGGAGAUCGAGACGAUGGAGAAUCUGAACCAAGUUCUUCUGGAGAACGUGUUGCCGGCCCACGUAGCCACACAGUUCAUCGGACAGAACCGACGCAAUGAGGAUCUGUACAGCCAGUCGUACGAGUGUGUCUGUGUGAUGUUCGCCUCCAUUCCUGAUUUCAAAGUGUUUUACUCAGAAAGUGAUGUGAAUCGCGAAGGACUGGAGUGCCUCAGACUUCUCAAUGAAAUAAUUUCAGACUUUGACGAGCUGCUAUCAAAGCCAAAAUUCAGUGGAGUUGAGAAGAUUAAAACUAUCUGCAGCACAUACAUGGCAGCGACUGGACUGAAUACUGUGUCUGGAAAUAGUGAGGACACUGAUCGUAGUUACGCCCACAUUGGUAUAAUGGUAGAAUUUGCAAUCACUUUGAUGGGCAAACUAGAUUAUAUCAACAAGCACUCCUUCAACGACUUCAAACUGAGAAUAGGUAUUAACCAUGGGCCAGUGAUAGCUGGGGUGAUAGGAGCGCAGAAGCCCCAGUAUGAUAUCUGGGGGAACUCUGUGAAUGUUGCCAGUCGAAUGGACAGCACUGGAGUUCUGGGGAAAAUACAGGUUACAGAAGAGACUGCUGACAUCCUGCAAUCUCUGGGAUACUCGUGUUCCCUGCGAGGAGUGAUUCAAGUGAAGGGCAAGGGGGACCUGCAAACAUACUUCGUAGAGACAGACGCUGGCAAAACAGCAAUUCAGUUACCCUUAUAGACUUUGCAAUCUAGUCUCUUACCUUUAAUUUACAGUAGCAGCAUUAUAACUGCCCAUACCCACCCCCGUUAAACGUGCACAACUGUAUCCUAUGAUUCUCUCAGUAAAGGUCCAUUACAGGCGGAGAGCAGAAGAUAUUAACCAUUUCACUGCCUCGUUGUUUGAACACAUCUUUUUCACAUUUCCAUUUUACUCAAUGUUAAAACCGCAUGUUCAACAGACCUCUUGAUUAUGCCACCAGGAAUGCUUUGUUUUUGUUCACAGGAACCAGUUAGCCAUGUGGUAAUGGUGCCCUCUAUGGGCUUUCGCAGUGAUUA